AUGUCUACGUCCGCUCACCCCACGGAGCAGGGGCACUCUCUCCCCUCGCGCUCUGCGACCGUCCAAAGUUCCAUGACCCGUCAGACCUCUGCCAGCGAUGACGAGCUCACUCCCGACAACGACAGCAAUGAGACCACUAGCCUCCUCAUGGAGCGCUUGCGUGCCUGGAAGCAUAUGUGCGGGAACCUCGAGGAUUACGUCUCGACUACGGCCAAGAUCACCAAGUCGCAGGCCAAGGACUAUGAGAAGGUCCUGAAGACUGUCAACGAACCUUUGCGUGAAGGCGAUCACUUCAGUGCCGGUACUGGCGGUAUAAACACCUUGUUUGAGACUAUCCGCAAUCAAUCUCAGAUCUCGAUCAACUCCUACCUUGAGGUCGAGAAGAACCUACGAGGCUCAGUCCUACCUGUGCUUGAGCGCCUGCACAAGGAGAUCAAGAAUAAGUCCAAGGAGCUGAAGUCUGGUACUUCCACGGGCAGCAAGGCUGUUGAAAAGGCCCGCCUGGCAACUCAAAAGCAUGUGGAGCUGCUCGGUCAGCACUCGGCUCUUGUCGAGUCCGGAGGUGGCAACAAGACCGACACGCAACACGAUCCUUACGUGCUCCGUCGUGGUAUCAACCACCGUCUGCACAAGCAGGUCGCGGAGGAGAACAACCACCGCAAUGAUAUCUUGGCCAUCCAGAACUCCUUCUCCCGAUUUGAAGCGCAUGUCCUUCAGACCAUUCAAACCGCACUUGAGCAGUUCCACCAGAUCAUGGGUGGUCAACUGGACCGUCAACGUUCCUCCUACGCCGACAUUCUGAACACUGCUCAGCGCAUUCCUCCCGACUUUGAGUGGGUCAACUUUUGCAUGAACAACGAGUCGAAACUUGUAAACGCCGACAGCCCUCUGCGCGCCGCUUCGGCCAUCCAGUUCCCCAACAUGGAUCACCGCACCACGCAGCCCGUGAUCGAGGGUUCUCUGGAGCGUCGUUCUCGUGCCAUGCUCAAGGGCUACAAUACCGGCUACUACGUCGUGACUCCUGCAGGAUUCCUGCACGAGUUCAAGGACAACGAUGACUUGCGCAAGGAUCCUACUCCAGAGCUGUCGCUCUAUCUUCCUGACUGUGUGGUUGGCGCCGUUGACGGUGUCAAGUUCAACGUCAAGGGCAAAGAUGUUUCGAGCAAUAAGGUCGGCAAUGCCUUCCACACUUCUUCUGAGCUGUCUUUUAAGGCUCACAGUGCAUCUGAUGCCGAGAAAUGGUGGAGCGUGCUGAGCGAGUAUACCAAGGGAUCUGCUGGUCCCACUGCUGCAGCCGCAGCCGCAGCGGGCGCUGGUGCUGGUGCCGGAGCUGGUGCUGCUGCCACCUCGCCUACUAGUGCCGCUGCUACUUCGCCUACCGGUGCUGCCGCUACCUCGCCUACUGGUGGUGGUGGUGGUGCUGCUGCUCCUUCCUCUGCUGCCGCUGCCACUGCCGCCGCCCCUGGUACUGCUGUUGCUCCCGGUACUGCGGCGGCUGGUGCUGAUCCAGCUGCUGGAUCUGCUGCUGCUGCCCCCGGCACUGCUGCUGUCUCCCCUGGCGCUGCUGCCACUGCCGAGCCUACAUAUCCCUCUGCGACGCAGACCACCGCAGACCCCGCGCACGCAGCUUCAGCCAAUCCACCUCCCGUGUACAACGAGAAAGCCCCUGAACCCUCUGCCGCACCGGCUGCUACUUCCGCUCCCACUCAGAGCUUGAACCGAUCCGCCAGUUCAGGCAGUCAUUUCCACGGCGCUCCCGGUGGCAGCGGAGUGUAA
Penicillium diatomitis is the source of this 1776-nucleotide messenger RNA. Its product is annotated as PH domain protein. NCBI's taxonomy places the organism in Eukaryota, Fungi, Ascomycota, Eurotiomycetes, Eurotiales, Aspergillaceae. The record is from RefSeq and is a predicted model, not a curated record. The transcript is spliced from 4 exons. The coding region runs from base 1 to 1776 and encodes 591 amino acids.